This is a messenger RNA of Truncatella angustata, 1245 nucleotides long. RefSeq lists its product as uncharacterized. The coding region runs from base 1 to 1245 and encodes 414 amino acids. The record is from RefSeq and is a predicted model, not a curated record. The transcript has a single exon. NCBI's taxonomy places the organism in Eukaryota, Fungi, Ascomycota, Sordariomycetes, Amphisphaeriales, Sporocadaceae.
AUGCGAAAUCCCUUUCUCGUCGCCCGCGAAUGGUACCAACGCACCUUCGAGAGACCAAUCAACAUGAGAGAUGCCAUGCCUUUGACGGGCUUUUUACUCAUCAUUCUCGUGGCGCUCUUGGCAAUCAUCUGUAUGGUGCCUUCCUUUUCAUCCCCUAGGCUUCUGUGUGACGGAAUGCUGACCAAUUUGUGUUGUUCUUGGGAUACAGCUGUCAUCUACGGCAUUACCCUUGAGACGACUCGCCGCGGGCUGGGGAAAAUCGACGUCGACGACGGCGAGCCGCCAAGACCAGAUGUGUCCAUGGCGGACAAGCUUCUGGUAGAUAACACCACAGCUGACGGUCGGCAUGCUCUUCCUGUUGCUACAGAGACCGUCUUCUCUACGUCUACUGUUCAUGUCACUCUCGCGUCCACCACCACCGCUUCUCCAGCGAGCACCAAAUCUACCGCUCACUCGUCUGUUACUAUUCACUCACAAAGCACGACAUCUGGCCCCGCUACUACUGCUUCUGCCGAUGUUGUCACCGGCGAGAUGUUCUGCCCCGCCACCGACCGUCCGCACAAUGUCUACACGCCUUGUCUUUAUACCCAUACCAACCAGCCGGGAAUGGUGAACACAACAGCUUUGCCCAAUGCCGGUGUUGCCACCUCUGAUGCCCGCCGCCGGGCCGCGAAUCCCCUCGCCUGCACGGGUCGAAGGGCAGUUGACAGUCGGCGAAGGGAAGUCGACAAUCCAUACCGCGAGAGCCUACCCAGCUUCUUCGCGGCAGUCUACGAGCUCUCCUGGCGCGUGCCCCGACUGGCCAAAGUCGUCGUUCUUCUGGCGCGGCAAGCAACAGCUGAGCUGAUCCAUCCGGACCCCGACAGCCUGGCGAAGCUGGAACAAUACUCGGGCUGCCUCGGCGUCCCUAGCUCGACACAGCAGCUGCAGACCCGGGUGAAGGAUCUGGAGGACAGGAACUACCGGCUACAGAACAGCAUCCGCAGCACCCAGGAGCAGCUCCAGGCCCGGGUCAACGGCCUAGAGGACAAGAAUCGGCGAUUGGCAGAAGGCAUCCACAAUGCCCAGGACGUGGUCCAGAUGCAGCAGGGCUUGCUCGACUCGCAGCUGAGAAUCAUCGAGAAGCAGAGGAUUCAGAUUGAGGAGGCCACUCGUUUCAAGAUCUGGUGGGCCAAGACGCAGAACCAAACAGGGGAGUAUCACGGCCAAGUCCCAGGAGAAGACGAAUCGUCGGCAGUGGUGUGA